This is a messenger RNA of Diatraea saccharalis (sugarcane borer), 2258 nucleotides long. The record is from the annotation of a GenBank genome assembly. Lineage: Eukaryota; Metazoa; Arthropoda; Insecta; Lepidoptera; Crambidae.
AAACAUUAUAUUAUUAGUCCUAAAUAACUUAAAACAUUUUACAAUAAAUUCGAUUCUAUCCAAAAGAAAUAUCUUGGUAUUUUUUCUGUAACAAAAUAACUUUUGAUUAUGUUAUAUUUUAAUGUUAAAACAAAAUCAGAAGUAAAUAUUAAAAUACAAAAACUGUUUAUUUUUAAGUACCAACACUGACUGAUUGGCGGAGUUUUUAAAAUAUGGAACAAGAGAUUACGCAUAAUGAUAAUGAUAAGAUAACACACCCAUUUUGUUAUAACUCUGUACCUAGAAUACUGUUUUGAUAUGAUUUUAUUAUUUCACGCUUAAAAAUCAUGGAAAACCGAGGACAUGAAGUCGAAAUACAUCCAAGAAGGCAAGAAAGAAGGGUGGAGGAUCUACAUUUGGAUAGUGUGAUAGCAUCACAACCAGAAAUUGGGCCAUCUCCUCCUGACGGUGGCUAUGGAUGGCUCAUUGUUUUUUCUGCUGCAUUAUACCAUAUUACCGUUCCCAGUCUUCUGUCACUGUAUGGCUUCGUUAUUCUGAAAUCGAUUAAACAGGAAGAUCACGAGGAAGGAGAGAAAUUAAAAAUAUGGGAUGCGGAUAUAGCAUUGGUACCAGUCAUAAUGGUGGUGAUGAGACUGCUUUUGGAGUCCUGGUGCAGAGCAGUAGUGAAAAUCUUCAACAUGCCGCGAUUCAUGGCUCUAUCCGGUCUUUGCUUGACAGUGGCGGGAGUUUUGAUGUCCAGCUACGCUACAGAUAUCGACAACAAUGACCACAUAAUCAGCAUUUUCGCGGGAAUAUUUACAGGUAUUGGUUGUGCUCUUACUGGCCAACAAACAGAAGUAAUAGUAACGCAUUAUUUCAGAGAAAAGCUUACAACGGCACAGCGAUUAGUCCGUAUGGCUCCCUCGGUUGGGAAUACCUUAAUACCGAUUCUAGUCGGCUACCUCUGCACUCAGUACGACUCAGGCUCUGUGGUCAUGAUAUAUGCAGCUAUCAUAAUGCAAAACUGCGUGUUCCUAGCGGCAUAUACUCGACCAAUUUACAUAGAAAAAGUCAUAAGAACCACCUACAAUAUGCUACGUGACGCGAACGAAGAUGACGAUGAAGUAAUAUUCUCUAAUCAGAACACAACAUCUAACCAACCACAACCGCAGAGCUCCACGAGGAAUGACGAACAAAUCGCAACGCAGGACGAGGACGUUCACGACGUGGUAGUUUUCAAAUCUAAAAGGGACGCAAAGGAAAUUAUGGAUCCUGCAAUCGAAUACAGAGAGAAGCGAUCCGCUGGAAACAACGAGGCUAGGUUCUCGUCAGAUUUUAGCUCUAUGUUCGAUAAUCCCAAUCGAUUCUCAUCGAACUUCGGAUCGCAAGAUAUCUUCAAUUACAAUAGGACUAAUGCUUAUCAAGAAUUAGAAAACAUCGAUGGUCAAAACCCCCAACCUUUGUACAGGGAAACAACAGUUGAUGCUCCCCAAAAUAUUGCCGUAUUCCCUGAAGCUUCUCCAGGCACGGUCAGAAGAACGGCAACAAUGAAAAAGAAUUGGAUAACCAUCACGAAUAUGCUGUUAGAUAUAAACUUCUAUAUGUAUGCGCUAUUACAUACGUGUACCACUUUCUCGAUCACAGUUCUUAGAGUGUUUUUCCCGGCUAUGGUAUGGGAAGUUAACCAGUUGAUAAUGAAACAAUCGCUUGAUAUUUGGACUGUGUCGAGUCUAGUAACGGUGGCCCAUGCAUCCGCCUUGUGCUUCAUAAUGCUAUGUAUUGUGAUGCCCAACUCCAUCAACGAAAAAUCAAGACUUUGCGCAGCCUUCUGUCUUGUAGGCGCCAUCGGAUUUUAUGGCAUUACCAUAUCUGGGAGCAAAAGCUUUUUAGUAUUAUGGUGCAUGUGCGCGAGCUUCUCUACCGCUGCAUCCAGCAUAUUACAGCAACCGCUGUACAACAGUACACUGAACGAGUUUGACACGACAGCGACUAUCACAGCUACAAACCUCAUCGCAGCUGUGUUCAUACUCGCCUGGUCACUGGCCAGGAAUUAUGAAUAUAAAACCUGUUUCUUAGCUGCCAGUGCACUGCAGAUUGCAACCGCUUUGGUGUUCCUCGCUAUGUCAUUUAGAAGACGGAGAUAGUUUUAUAUAUAUUUUUUUUAAUUAUUAUAGAAACUCUUUAGUAGCGUGAUAGAAUGAUAGAGCCGCCCCAUGAUGUCAAAUUCUAUGCCAUUAAAUGGUAACCACUACAUAGUAUAAACAAAGUCGCUUUCUAUG